UUACGGAACGCGGAACUUGUCCGUAAAGAAGAGGCUUUAUAUUUAUGUUUCUUUACGCAAGAGUUAAAGAUGCGUAAAUUUGUGAUUUCAUGCCGUGAAUGAAACCACUAUGUGCGACACUUUUUCCGCCUCGGAUGUGAAAAGCCAUCUGGUUCUGUCGAAUUGGGAUAUACCAGGAGUAAGUGCUAAAUGGCAAAUGAUGGUUUUAUUUUCUCCAUCAGACAAGAUGACCCAAGAUGUCCGAUAGACGGCGGAUCAAUUUCAGGAAAACAAUCUUUUAGGGUUAAAUGCUGUGAGAGAGAAGUUCUUAAUCUCCAGUGUUUCUGCCGAUUUAAUAACAAAGGAUGCGAGUGGAAAGGGGAGCUCAGACAUCUAAAGGCACACGAAGAUAGCUGUCAGUACGGUUUUGUAAAAUGUCAAGCGUGCGGUGAAACUGUGGAGAGAAGACAGCUCACGGCGCACAGGGAGCAAGAUUGUACCAACAGGGCAGUGGCGUGUACUUACUGUGGUGGUGAAGCUCGGCAUAGCUAUAUGAAGGUUCACAAGUAUCUUCAUAAGUAA
This is a messenger RNA of Pocillopora verrucosa, 561 nucleotides long. The record is from RefSeq and is a predicted model, not a curated record. Lineage: Eukaryota; Metazoa; Cnidaria; Anthozoa; Scleractinia; Pocilloporidae.